UUCUUCCUUCCCCACUCUACAUUUUCAUCCCCAACUUGUUUCCUUUGCCUACGUACGGAGAUAUUCUCAGAAUCUCAGGUUCCUGAGUUGUUUUAUCACCUGGGACUUGACUGAUCUUGUUCAUCAAACGGUGAUCCUAUACGAGGUCACUGACUGAAAAGUUCCAAGUAAGCAUUAGAAGUUUUCAUGGCAGAUUCUGCUGAUCCAUUUCCCUCUUUGGCUAGUGUCUAUAAAGGGCCUAGUUGUCAAGUUAAUCAGCCAAGUCAGAAUGUUGCUGACAUAAAACUUGGUUCUGAAAAAGAUAUUGACAACAAUGUUAGCUCUUUGGGGCCCAUGAACAGAGUUGUUUCAAAAACCUGGUUUUCAAAAAAUUCUUUAGCUAGUAUAAGGGGAGAUCCUCCAAAAGGGAUGCAGAUAUUGGGGGUAAAAGGUAAGUGUGGAUCAGGGCUGACUGUUGGUAAUGCUUUGCCAAUUCAACCUGCUGAGGGAGAUCCAAAAGGGAUGCAGAUAUUGGGGGUGAAAGGGAAGUGUGAAUCAGGGCUGGCUAUUGGUAAUGCUUUGCCAAUUCAAACUGCUGAUCCAUGGGGUUCCAAAGGAACUAGAAGUGCAAGCCCUCAACCUGUAUCAGAACAUGGAUUACAAUGCCUUUCUCAAUCUGGUCCCAGUCAGUCUGAUAAUUUGCAAGGUGUCUGCAUCAAAACUGAAUCAAAAGUCAGCAAUGUUUUUGAUGAUGAGAGUGAAGUUGCUGAGUAUGAUGAUGAUGACGACUCUGAUGUUGUCUAUGACAGUGAUGAUCUUGAUGAGUAUGAUUAUGAUUCAGAUGCAAGCCAUGAGGACCGCAAAAGAACCAAGUGGUUCAGAAAAUUUUUUGAGUCUUUUGAUAAGUUGACCAUUGAGGAGCUCAAGUCACCAGAAAGGCAGUGGCACUGCCCUGCUUGCCAAGGGGGUCCAGGAGCCAUAGACUGGUAUCGUGGCCUUGAACCCAUAUUGAUACAUGCCAAGACUAAAAAGGCAAGAAGAGCAAGACUGCACCGAGAAUUUGCAACUCUCUUGGAUGAGGAAUUGCGCAAGAGGGGAACUUCCAUUACAGCACUAGGUGAAGUCUUUGGAAAAUGGGAAGGGCUGAAUGAGAGAGUUAAAGAUUAUGAAAUAGUUUGGCCUCCAAUGGUUAUCAUAAUGAAUACAAGAUAUGAAUAUGAUGAAAAUAGCAAGUGGAUAGGGAUGGGGAAUCAAGAACUGCUUGAUCACUUCAGCUCAUAUGCUGCAAUUAAAGCUAGACACUCCUAUGGCCCAAAAGGGCACCGGGGUAUGAGUGUUCUGAUCUUUGAAAGUUCGGUUGCAGGUUAUUUAGAGGCUGUACGUCUCCAUAAGCAUUUUAAAGAGCAAGGAAAAGAUAGAGAUGCUUGGGAUCAGGCAAACAAACAAAAGGAAAGAACUUCUUGGAAUUCUUCUCGCAUUCCCUUAUGUCCAGGUGGGAAGCGCCAACUCUACGGCUACCUGGCUUUAAAAGAAGAUUUGGAUAUUUUUAACCAGCACAAUCAAGGGAAAUCAAAGCUGAAAUAUGAGAUGACAUCAUACCUGGAGACAGUUGAGAAACAGAUAACACAAAUAAAUUAUGAUAGUCAGCAGGUGACACAGCUUAAAGAGAAGAUGGAUAGAGAACAAAGGCAGUCACAAGCUCUUGCAAAGUCCCUAGGCAGAGUCAGUGAGAAGCUACGCCAGACAACAAAAGAAAAUCAUAUUUUGAAGCAGCGAACUAAAUUGCAACAUGAGCAGAACAAAGAAGAGAUGGAUGCUCAAGAAGAAUUUUUCAAGGAGCAAAUUAACAUCAUCUACCGAACCUUAGAUACAAAGGAAGAUAAUUUUGAGAAGUUGUGGAAGGCUGCACAAGAGAAAAUUGAGAAGUCGAAUGCAAAUGCUUCAGUCAUGGAAGUUGAGAACAGGACCGAGGAAACAACUAGAUUCAUGACAUUCCAAGAUGAAAAGAUGGAAGAAUUUGAAGCAGAGAGGCAGAAGCUGAUGAAAAUUCAUCAAGAGAAGAAAUCUGAAAUCAUGCAGAGGUAUUGGGGGGAAUUGCUUGAGCUUGAGAAACAGUUGGAGCAAGAAGCUACUAUGCUCAUGGAAAAGUAUACCCCUCAACGCUUUGGGGAAAAGACCACCUAGAGAUACACCAAUGCCAUGAAAAAAGAGUUCGUGAAAUGAUAUUUUUUGCAAAGAGAAACAUUUCUUGGACAAUAAGCAAUAAAUGUGCGCCAGUUUUGCCGUGAAAACCUGCACCAGUUAUAUAGACUUCAAUUUUUGCAAUUUUUUCUGUUUUCUUGAAUCCAUAUGUUUUGCCCUUUUGUUGCUCGGUACAUAAUAUAUGAAUAAAUUUAGCAUCUCUAU
Rubroshorea leprosula is the source of this 2385-nucleotide messenger RNA. NCBI's taxonomy places the organism in Eukaryota, Viridiplantae, Streptophyta, Magnoliopsida, Malvales, Dipterocarpaceae. The record is from the annotation of a GenBank genome assembly.